GAUUGGCUGGGUGAAGGCGGGAGACUUGAGCUGGUCGGCGGAGGGCGUCGUUUCCCACUGCGUGCGGGGUGCUCACGGUUUCUGCCAGCGUGGCGGGUUAGUAUUGCUGAAGAUGAGGCGAUCUGCAGCACCAAGUCAGGUGCAGGGGAAUUCUUUUAAAAAACCAAAAUUCAUACCUCCAGGAAGAAGUAAUACAAGUCUGAAUAAAGAGAUUACAAAGAUGGGUCCAGAUAUAAAACUAUUUCAGGGUACUGAACAGUUACAAAAUGACCGAGGUGUAUGCAGUUCAAAUCUUGGGCCUACGGAGGGAAGCCCUAGGGAAAUGGAUCGUGGGAGUAGAGCAGAUGCACUUCAUACAGGUCAUUCAGCCUCUGAAGAAACCGUAGAGUCCAAGGCACAAGAAGAGGAACCUAGUAGCUUGCUUAAAUAUUUCAGUGUUGUUUGGUGUAAAGCUUCAAAGAAAAAACACAAAAAAUGGGAAGGUGAUGCUAUUCUUAUUGUAAAAGGAAGGUCCUUCACAUUGAAAGAUUUGGAAGGCAAAGACAUUGGAAGAGGUACUGGAUAUAAAUUCAAAGAGCUUGAAAACGUCGAAGAGGGCCAAACACUGGUGAUUGGUGGAAAAGAAAUAGAAAUCCUGGGUACAGUCUCUUCUGAUGACUUCAACAGUGGCAAGUGUUUUCAGAGUGCAUAUGGAAGCCCUGCUGUCCCGAGUUCUCAGGCUGCCAGGAAAUGCUUUUCUAACCCCUUCAAAAGUGUGUGUCAGUCAAGCCAGUCAAAGGCAAACAGACCGAAUGCUUGGCAAAGCUGCAAACCACGCCAUGACCCACAUGCGCCAAAUUCCCUGGUUAUGCCGCCGCCGCCGCCAGACAAGAAUCACCAGUUGCUGUUCAAUAGGAGCUGCUUUCCUCUCGUGGAUGUGGUGGUAGACCCUCAUCUUGUACGUCACCUCCGAUCACAUCAGAGAGAGGGAAUCAUUUUCCUCUAUGAGUGUGUGAUGGGAAUGAGAGCAAAUGGCAGAUGUGGUGCUAUUCUUGCUGAUGAAAUGGGUUUAGGGAAAACAUUGCAAUGUAUCUCGCUCAUCUGGACCCUACAGUGUCAGGGACCUUAUGGAGGCAAGCCAGUAAUAAAGAAGACACUUAUUGUCACUCCUGGAAGCCUGGUGAAUAAUUGGAGGAAAGAAUUUCAGAAAUGGCUGGGAAGUGAAAGGAUCAAGAUAUUCACUGUUGAUCAGGACCAUAAAGUUGAGGAAUUCAUCAAGUCUACAUUUUAUUCGGUUCUUAUCAUCAGUUAUGAAAUGUUACUUCGUUCCCUAGAUCAAAUUAAGACUAUAAAGUUUGACCUUCUGAUCUGUGAUGAGGGGCAUCGUUUGAAGAACAGUAGCAUUAAGACAACUGCAGCCCUCUUGAGCCUUCCUUGUGAGAAGAGAGUAAUUCUGACUGGUACCCCAGUUCAGAAUGAUUUGCAAGAGUUUUUUGCAUUAGUUGAUUUUGUUAAUCCAGGAGUAUUAGGCUCUUUGUCGUCUUACAGGAAAAUAUAUGAAGAGCCCAUCAUUAUAUCAAGAGAACCUUCUUCUUCCAAGGAAGAAAAAGAGUUAGGAGAGAGAAGAGCAGCUGAACUCGCUUGCCUCACUGGACUCUUUAUCCUUAGAAGAACUCAGGAAGUCAUCAAUAAAUACUUGCCCCCCAAGAUAGAGAAUGUCAUCUUUUGCCGACCAGGAGCACUGCAGAUUGAGCUUUACCAGAAGCUGCUGAGUUCUCAGUCUGUCAGGUUUUGUCUUCAAGGACUGUUGGAAAAUAGCACUCAUCUCAUCUGCAUAGGAGCCCUAAAGAAACUGUGUAAUCACCCUUGUCUUUUGUUCAGCUCUGUGAAGGGUAAGGAACUUAGCUCGAGCUGUGAUGAAAAUGAAGAAAGGAGUCUGUGCAGAGGCUUGCUGACUGUGCUCCCUGCUGGUUACGACCCUCUCCAGUUCUCUGAGAACGAGUCUGGGAAGCUCCAAGUGUUGGUACAGCUCCUGGCAGCCAUCCAUGAACUGCGUCCCACUGAAAAAGUGGUUUUGGUAUCCAAUUACAGACAAACCUUGAAUAUUUUAGAAGAAGUAUGCAAGCGUCAUGGAUAUGCUUGUUCAAGACUUGAUGGCCAAACACCAGUCUCUCAAAGGCAGCAAAUUGUUGAUAGUUUCAAUAGCAAAUACUCUACUGAUUUUAUUUUCUUAUUAAGUUCAAAAGCUGGUGGUGUGGGACUUAAUCUUAUUGGAGGAUCCCACUUAAUUCUCUAUGAUAUUGAUUGGAACCCAGCUACUGACAUCCAGGCUAUGUCUAGAGUAUGGAGAGAUGGUCAGAAAUACCCUGUGCAUAUUUACAGACUCCUGACUACAGGUACAAUAGAGGAGAAGAUCUAUCAAAGGCAGAUCAGUAAGCAAGGCCUCUCGGGGGCGGUUGUAGACCUGGCCAAGUCAUCUGAGCACAUCCAGUUUUCAGUGGAAGAGCUUAAAGACUUGUUCACGUUACACGAAAAUUCACCUUGUGUGACCCACGACCUGCUUGAGUGUGAGUGCACAGAAGAAAAAGAUCACACUGAUGACGCAUUGGACACCCCUGUCACCUCUAGACCGUGUCAGCUCGGCCCUCAGCACCGGAAGUCUAGCUCCCUGAGACCUUUGUCCAUGUCACAGCUGAAGCAGUGGAAGCAUUUUUCAGGAGACCAUUUAAAUCUUACAGACCCAUUUCUGGAAAGAAUAAGGGAAAAUGUGUCAUUCUUCUUCCAGAAUAUAACCAACCAAGCUCCUGCCAUCUAAUGAAGGACACUUCCUAACAUUCCUUUCUCCCCUUAAAAUUAAUAUAGGAAUUAAAUGUAAUUGUGAAAAUUAACAAAAUUAUUUGAAUUAUAAUAGUAAACUUUUUUCAAAAUAUGCUAAUUUAAAUACAAUAAAAACUGAGUUGUUUGCUUUCUUGUGUA
Peromyscus eremicus (cactus mouse) is the source of this 2955-nucleotide messenger RNA. RefSeq names its product RAD54 homolog B (gene Rad54b). Lineage: Eukaryota; Metazoa; Chordata; Mammalia; Rodentia; Cricetidae. The coding region runs from base 113 to 2794 and encodes 893 amino acids. Gene Ontology annotation, biological process: reciprocal meiotic recombination; double-strand break repair via homologous recombination. Gene Ontology annotation, molecular function: DNA translocase activity; ATP-dependent chromatin remodeler activity; ATP binding. The record is from RefSeq and is a predicted model, not a curated record. Gene Ontology annotation, cellular component: nucleus. The transcript is spliced from 15 exons.